UGUUCUGGGCAGUCCUCCUCCUCCUGCAGCUCGGGUCCCCUUAGGGCCUCCUUCUCCCACUCCCUGUCCCCCCUUCAUCCUGGAGGGGCCGGUGGGGACGAAGGGACAGAGGAGAGGACGCAGGAAGCCAGAGGUGUGGGAAAAGCGAAACCAGGCUGCCAAACCAGGGGAUCCCUUCCAAUCCGAAAAGGAAGUCUGCUGACGUUCGUUAGCUAAAUUUAACAUCCUUUGCUGUGCAACCUUAGACUUGGGAAACAAACAUGAACUUUGCGGAGGCCGAGGGCUCUAAGAGAUACUGCAUUCGAACGAAGCAUGUGGCCGUCAUCUGUGCGGUGGUGGUGGCAGUGGGAUUAGUAGUAGGACUCGCCGUGGGCUUGACCAGAUCGUGCGACUCCGCGGGCGACUGCGGGCAGGACACAGCGCCCGCCCCGUCCCUCCUGCCUCCUGCCGCGUCCCUUCCUCCCCAGGACCAGGACGUGUGCCCUGCCAGCGAAGACGACAGCGGACAGUGGACGGACUUCAGGCUGCCGGACUUCCUCAGCCCCGCGCACUACGACCUGGAGGUGCGGCCCCUGCUGGAGGAGGACACCUACUCGGGCACCGUGAGCAUCUCCGUCAACGUGAGCGCGCCCACGCGCCACCUGUGGCUGCACCUGCGGGAGACGAGGAUCACGCAGCUCCCGCUGCUGCGGGCGCCCUCCGGGCAGCAGGUGCCCGUUAAGCGAUGCUUCGAGUACAAGACGCAGGAGUACCUGGUGGUCGAGGCGGAAGAAGAGCUUCCCCCCAGCGGUGGCGACGGUCUCUACGUCCUGACCCUGGAGUUCGCCGGCUGGCUGAACACCUCCCUCGUGGGCUUCUACAGAACCACCUACACGGAGAACGGACAGACCAAGAGCAUAGCGGCUACUGAUCAUGAACCAACGGAUGCCCGCAAAUCCUUCCCUUGCUUUGAUGAGCCCAACAAAAAGGCAACUUAUACAAUAUCUAUCAUCCACCCCAAAGAAUAUAAAGCACUUUCAAAUAUGCCAGUGGCGAAAGAAGAGCCAGAGGAUGACACAUGGCAGCGAACAACUUUCGAGAAGUCUGUCCCCAUGAGCACCUACCUGGUGUGCUUUGCUGUCCAUCAGUUUCAGUCUGUAGAGAGAACAUCGAACAGCGGAAAACCCCUCACUAUUUACGUCCAGCAAGAGCAAAAGCACACGGCUGAAUAUGCUGCAAACAUAACUAAAAUUGUGUUUGAUUAUUUUGAAGAAUACUUUGCAAUGGACUAUUCUCUUCCUAAAUUAGAUCAAAUUGCUAUUCCGGAUUUUGGCACCGGUGCUAUGGAGAACUGGGGACUCAUCACUUACAGAGAAACAAACCUGCUUUACGACCCUGAGGAAUCGGCCUCCUCAAACCAGCAGAGGGUGGCCUCCGUGGUUGCCCAUGAACUUGUGCAUCAGUGGUUUGGAAAUACCGUGACCAUGGACUGGUGGGACGACUUGUGGCUCAACGAAGGAUUUGCUUCUUUCUUCGAGUUCCUUGGAGUAGACCACGCAGAAAAGGACUGGCAAAUGCGUGAACAGAUAUUACACGAAGAUGUAUUAUCUGUACAAGAAGAUGAUGCUUUAAUGUCUUCACAUCCAGUCGUUGUCACGGUGACAACCCCUGCCGAAAUAACGUCUGUUUUUGAUGGAAUAUCCUACAGCAAGGGAGCUUCCAUUUUGAGAAUGCUUGAAGACUGGUUAACACCUGAGAAAUUUCAGAAAGGAUGUCAGAUGUACUUGGAAAAAUUCAAAUUCAAGAAUGCAAAAACUUCAGAUUUUUGGGAAGCACUGGAACAGGCAAGUAAUCUAUCAGUGCAAGAAGUCAUGGACACCUGGACCAGACAGAUGGGCUAUCCCGUGCUCGAUGUGAAGGACGCUCGGAACAUUGUACAGAAACGCUUUCUGUUGGACUCAAGAGCUGAUCCUUCCCAGCCACCUUCAGCUCUUGGUUACACAUGGAAUAUUCCAGUUAAAUGGACUGAAGAUAAUAUAUCAAGUAUUACACUCUACAAUAGGUCAGAAGAAGGAGUAAGUUAUUACUCAUUGCAUGUGACUCUUUUAUUUCAGGAAUACUUCCAAGGUCAGGUGAAGCCCAUUGCAGAUUCUCUGGCAUGGACCGAUACUGGAGAUCAUCUCACAAAGUUACUCCGUGCCUCUGUGCUGGGGCUGGCAUGCAAGAUGGGAGACAGAGAAGCCCUGAGCAACGCUUCCCAGUUAUUUGAGAAGUGGCUAAGUGGGAAUGAAAGUGUUCCUGUAAAUCUCAGGCUUCUGGUGUAUCGGUAUGGGAUGCAGAACUCUGGCAAUGAGACUUCAUGGAACUACACUCUUGAGCAAUACCAGAAAACUCCAUUAGCUCAAGAAAAAGAUAAACUGCUCUAUGGAUUAGCAUCAGUGAAGAGUGUUACUCUUUUGGCAAGAUUCACAAUCAAUGACAGAAACCUAGGCCGAAUUGUCACAAUAGCAGAACCAUUCAACACUGAACUACAACUCUGGCAGAUGGAGAGCUUUUUUGCAAAAUAUCCAGAAGCUGGAGCAGGACAAACACCCAGGGAGCAAGUGUUGGAAACUGUGAAAAACAACAUUGAGUGGCUAAAACAAAAUACAGACGCCAUAAGAGAAUGGUUUUUUGAUUUACCUAAGAAUGGCUCAUCUGUUCAAACGUUAUAGUUUAAUUUUGUCAAUCUGUUGUUUCUCCUAUUAAGCAUUUGGUGACCUAAUCUGCAAGCACUAUGGAGGAAGCCCUAUAAACAGACAGUGCUUUUGCUAAAUACUGUGUUGAUAUGCCUUGAAAAACUUUUAAACGCUUCCUCUUUGUUUAUGAAGGAACAUACUAAUAGAGUAUUUAUAUACUCAGGGAUUUCUUCUAAGUGUGCUUCGUAGGAGAUUCUUUACAAACUGAAGAGAAUUCAAUAGUCAUUUUAAUGUCUUUAAAUAUCACUCUUUGUAUCUUAAAUCUGUGAAAAUAGAACAAUUUUGUCUUAGCUUCACAUUUUUAGUACCAAAGAAACACCACUUAAUCUUCUCUCUUGAUUGAUUUUUAAACUUUAAAUACCAGUACUUGAGGGACCAAUAUUACCAUUUUAAUCUUUAUUUUAUUAUUCAGAAUUACAUAGACCUAAUAUCAUUUUAUUCACAUAUGUCUUACGACUUCAAAUCCUACCAAAGUAACCUGGGCUUAAGUUUUACUCGAGGAUUGCAUGAAUUAGCCAAAGAAACGGCUGUUGCCUUUUGCUCUUGUAAAAUCAACAAGAGAACUCUCCACUCCUUUUAAAAAUAAAUAUAAAUGAUUAUCUUGAAAAAAA
Molecule: messenger RNA, 3328 nt
Organism: Propithecus coquereli (Coquerel's sifaka)
Lineage: Eukaryota; Metazoa; Chordata; Mammalia; Primates; Indriidae
Gene: ENPEP
Product: glutamyl aminopeptidase (aminopeptidase A)
Exons: 16
Coding region: 261-2693 (810 amino acids)
Biological process (GO): peptide catabolic process; proteolysis
Cellular component (GO): cytoplasm
Molecular function (GO): metalloaminopeptidase activity; zinc ion binding; peptide binding
Source: RefSeq, a predicted model, not a curated record